AUGACCGAAGCCGAAGACCCCGCCGAAGACGACCGUUCUGUCGAAUUAUCAUCGAUCGUCGCAAUCUUCCCAGAGACAAGGAUUGACCCGGAGUUUCCCUUCAAGGCUGUGUUGGACCUGCCAGUCGCAUUACCGUCGCCCACCCGCGUCAGCUUUCACCAACCGCUCGAUGGCGGCCUCCCCGCAGCGCUGACGCCACCAACUUCCGUCGAUGUCUCAAAGGCUGACCUCGAACAAGCCGCUGUCAGAGAUGUUCAUAUGCUUUCGCAUCUACCGCCACUUACCCUCGAGAUCGAAUUACCAAAUGGAUACCCCUCCGAAAAUCCCCCGCGGGUAAAGCUUACCACCCACCCGCGAUGGCUUUCACCUGCGACCCUCAAAAAAUUGGUGGACGACUGUCAACGACUAUGGAUCGAAUGCGGUCAGGAUAUGGUUGUGUACACAUACAUCGACCACCUUCAUCAGUUGGCAGAGACGGCCUUCGGAAUUCAAGAUGCAUCGGACGGCGAGCUUUCGUUAUCGCGGGACUUGAAGGUCGCAUUACUGGACUUUAACAACAAGACGGAGCGUGAAAAUUUUGAACAGCAAACCUUCGAAUGUGGCGUUUGUCUCGAGCCGAAGAAAGGUGUGAAUUGUCACCGGCUCUUGCGCUGCUCGCAUGUCUUCUGUGUCCCUUGUCUUCAGGACUUUUACAACACAUCUAUCUCUGAAGGUGAUGUCGACAACGUCAAAUGCAUGGCACCGGACUGUGAUAGAAACAAGAACCCCAGCCCUGCUCCUGGCAGUGGAGGCCAGGCUCCACGACGCAAGAAGCACGACCCAACGCUUGGGCCAAACGAGCUUCUCCAAGUCCCACUCACGCCGGAAACUGUGCAACGAUAUGUCUUGCUCAAGCGCAAAAAGAAGAUUGAAGCUGACAAAACCACCAUAUAUUGUCCACGACAAUGGUGUCAAGGCGCAGCACGAUCAAAACGCCAUCCCAAACCACUGGACCCGAUGGCAGAUGACCUUGAAUCGUCGGACGAAGAGGAAGAUUUCGCAUUUGACCCUCGAGGGCCUGAGGAACAACUCCCUCCCCCCGCUGAGCGUGUGGCCAUAUGCGAGGACUGCAAUUAUGCUUUUUGCUCUGUCUGCAGAGGCAACUGGCACGGUGUGCUAGUUCGGUGUUACCCCCGCCGCGCCGCAGAGCAAACCGAAGAAGAAAAGGCCACCGACGAGUACCUCAGACUCUACACGUCACCUUGUCCAACCUGUAACGUCCCUUGUCAGAAGCUUAUGGGUUGCAACCACAUGCGCUGUCGCCAAUGCGACACCCAUUUCUGCUAUCUCUGCUCAAGCUGGCUCUCAGCCGACAACCCAUACGAACACUUCAACAAUGGAAUAAACGGUUGCUACAACCGUCUCUGGGAUAUGGAGGGUGGUGACGGACUUAACCCAGUGGGCGCCGAAGAACUGCACCGUAUUCCAGAACAUCUACUCCAUUUUGACGAGAUAGAAGACGAUGACAAUAGUCUAACCGAUGAUAACGAUGAUGAUGAAGACGAUGAUGAUGAACUUCCGGUAUGGGACCUCGACUUCAGCGACGACGAACUUGAUCUCCGGCGUCACCCUCCGCCUCCCGCACCCGUUCCACCCCGUCCGCCUCGCGCAGCACAAGGCCCUGGCGCAGACGACCAAGGUCGAGCUGCCCGUGCCGCCGCAUUAGAGCGACAAGCCCAAGCCCGGGCCAUCGCCGAAAUCCGCAAUCGUCAAGCAGGCGAACGACCUCGACGCCGUCCCCGUCUUGCUUUUGCCGGCCGUCCCCCCUUCCCAGGUCGCCCUGGUGCUCUUCCCGGUCAUCCUGCCCGUUUUCCUGUCCGUCCUCGUGCCGACGAACGGUUCGUGGAAUGGCAAGCUGGCCUACAGCAUUUCCUGGAACUUGUACAGGAUGACCGCGAAGACGAAUGGGAUAGCGACGAGUUGGAUGACGAACUAUGA
Molecule: messenger RNA, 1977 nt
Organism: Penicillium odoratum
Lineage: Eukaryota; Fungi; Ascomycota; Eurotiomycetes; Eurotiales; Aspergillaceae
Product: RBR-type E3 ubiquitin transferase
Exons: 1
Coding region: 1-1977 (658 amino acids)
Biological process (GO): protein polyubiquitination; ubiquitin-dependent protein catabolic process; positive regulation of proteasomal ubiquitin-dependent protein catabolic process
Cellular component (GO): ubiquitin ligase complex; cytoplasm
Molecular function (GO): zinc ion binding; ubiquitin protein ligase activity; ubiquitin conjugating enzyme binding
Source: RefSeq, a predicted model, not a curated record